AUGGGAGUGCUUGGAAAUGAUGCAACAGAUCUGAAUGGUUUUUGGGCACGUUUAGAUUCGGUUGUCCAGUCACGUGAUAAUUGUGCUUGGCAUUGUCAAACUCUACAGUCUAUCAAUUUCAUCUACGAUGAACCGCUGAAAGGCUAUGGCACUCUGACGAACAAUUUCUCCCUGGAAGCCAUCAUCAAAGCACGCGCAGCGCAAGACGGCACUCUAGUUCAGUGCAUACUCGACAAUACUCUGAUCACCAGCACCGGUAGCCCUACCUCCUCCAACUCUCCUGGUCGGCUGUCUUUCAUUAUCCCCGUGCCGGAAGAGUACUUGAGGAGGUUGGAAGCAGGCUGGAAUAGCUCUGCAGUGGUGAACGCAGUUGCUGCAUAUUGUAACAAUACGAUCCUGAUCACGCAGUUGGCCGGUUUGGACGUUAUGCCUGGGGCCAACAAUCCAAACGUCACAGCCAUUCUCGCCGCUCACCUUCCAGGGCAGGAGGCAGGAAACCCGAUCAUCGAUAUCCUCUACAGCACGGUCAACCCCUGUGGUAAGCUGCCAUAUACUAUUGCGCUGAACAGGACCGACUACGGCUUUGGUUCAAUUACGAACUCCAGCGCCCUGCUUGAGACUGAAGAUUCAAACAUGCGACAAUCCAAUUUCAACGAAGGGCUUUUGAUCGACUACCGACACUCUGACUACAUCAACCAACCUGUUGCAUUCGAACUCGGUUUUAGAUAUCAUAUAACACCUUCGAAAUGA
Messenger RNA from Rhinocladiella mackenziei CBS 650.93, 750 nucleotides. RefSeq lists its product as uncharacterized. The record is from RefSeq and is a predicted model, not a curated record. Gene Ontology annotation, molecular function: beta-glucosidase activity. Gene Ontology annotation, biological process: glucan catabolic process. Bases 1 to 750 code for a protein of 249 amino acids. NCBI's taxonomy places the organism in Eukaryota, Fungi, Ascomycota, Eurotiomycetes, Chaetothyriales, Herpotrichiellaceae. The transcript is spliced from 3 exons.